AUGGAUGCUAUAUUUUUUAAUUUAUUAGGAGAUGUUCCGGCUGUAACCAAAACAUGGACAUUAGGGUGUCUUGCACUAUCAAUCCUAACAACUGCCGAAAUAAUCGAACCCACGAGGAUAAUGUACAAUUAUGAAUUGGCAUUUAAGAAGGGUCAAUAUGAACGAAUACUGUUUUCUUUAUUUGAUUUUGGACAACUGGAUAUAAAGUCACUGGUAAAUUUAUAUAUUAGUUGUUCAAAUCUUUCGAUAUUAGAGAAUUCGUUUCAAGAUAGAAAUAGUUAUCUAUGGGUACUAUUUUUGAUAUUUUUGUCCACUAUAACAAUGACAGCAUUUGAACAACCAAUUUUUUCGUUAGGUUCAUUAAUGAAUGAGAACCUAGUCUAUUAUAGAUUGAGGAAAAAUCCAGACAAUAUAAAUUUCCAAAUACUAGCAGGUUUUAAUAUUUCACCAUUGGUGGUACCGUUAUACAUGAAUGCAAUGCUAUAUUUUGUGUACGAGAAGAGUUUAUUCCAAGUAUCGAUGAAUUUUAUCCCAGGCCAUUUGAUGUUCUUCAUGGACGAUAUCGUGGGUAAAAUAUAUGAUAUUGAUUUCACAAAAUCCCCUUACACAAGAUUCAUAGAGAAGAAUGAUACAAGCGACGAAGAGGUGGAAGAGGUGGAAGAGGUGGAAGAGGUGGGAGAAGAAUUGGAAGGAAACACUCUCCAAAAUGAUAUCACAUCGGAAGAAACACCUUUACUGGCCGAAGAAGUUCAAGAAGUCAGUGAAUCUGAUAAUCAAGCCAGGGAACCCAACGAUAAUGGAGACGAAUAA
Molecule: messenger RNA, 810 nt
Organism: Tetrapisispora phaffii CBS 4417
Lineage: Eukaryota; Fungi; Ascomycota; Saccharomycetes; Saccharomycetales; Saccharomycetaceae
Gene: DER1
Product: derlin
Exons: 1
Coding region: 1-810 (269 amino acids)
Biological process (GO): endoplasmic reticulum unfolded protein response
Cellular component (GO): Hrd1p ubiquitin ligase ERAD-L complex; endoplasmic reticulum membrane
Molecular function (GO): ubiquitin-specific protease binding; misfolded protein binding
Source: RefSeq, a predicted model, not a curated record